CGGCUGAUGAGAGCGAGAGAGGCAUGAAGGUCAUCGAAAACAGGGCCAUGAAGGAUGAGGAGAAGAUGGAGCUCCAGGAAAUGCAGCUGAAGGAGGCAAAACACAUAGCGGAGGAGGCUGACCGCAAAUACGAGGAGGUUGCCCGCAAGCUGGUCGUCCUUGAGGGAGAGCUGGAGCGCUCAGAGGAGAGGGCAGAGGUGGCAGAGAGCCGAGUGAGACAGUUGGAAGAAGAGCUGAGGACCAUGGACCAGACUCUCAAAUCCCUCAUUGCCUCAGAGGAAGAGUAUUCCACCAAGGAGGACAAGUAUGAGGAGGAAAUCAAGCUUCUAGGGGAAAAACUGAAGGAGGCUGAGACCCGGGCGGAGUUUGCAGAGAGGUCUGUGGCAAAGCUGGAGAAAACCAUUGAUGACCUAGAAGGUAAAAUGUCCCUCCAGUUCUGUGUCCCUCUUUCCUGGGGAGCACUGGCCACAGGGUGCCCCUGGUGGGGCUGGACAGAGUUUGGCUGGG
This is a messenger RNA of Phaethon lepturus (White-tailed tropicbird), 507 nucleotides long. RefSeq names its product tropomyosin beta chain-like. Gene Ontology annotation, biological process: actin filament organization; muscle contraction. NCBI's taxonomy places the organism in Eukaryota, Metazoa, Chordata, Aves, Phaethontiformes, Phaethontidae. The record is from RefSeq and is a predicted model, not a curated record. Gene Ontology annotation, molecular function: actin filament binding. Gene Ontology annotation, cellular component: actin filament. The annotation marks the transcript as partial. The transcript is spliced from 6 exons.